GUUGAAGAUAUCAUUUCAACCCCUCGCUUUCCCAGAAACCAAAAUAUUUCGUAAAUCCCCGGGAUGCCUCUCUGUCACUGAAACUCAAAUUGGAGAUUCUCUUUGCAAACCUCUCCAAACAUGGCAAACCAUGCCCUCUCUCCGGAUAAACGCUCUCUACUCUCUAUAUUCUUCAUCACUUCCACCCUCGUCAUCUAUCAAUCAACGUCCGAGUAUACCAUCGGCGUCAACUAUGGCACUGUCGCCGACAACCUCCCACCACCAGCCCAAGUCGACUCUUUCAUUAAGGACCAGACAACCAUCGACAAAAUCAAAAUUUUUGACACCAACCCCACGAUUCUCCAAGCCUUUGCCAACUCCGGCAUUGUCUUCACCGUCUCCGUCGCCAACGGCGACGUCAUAUCCCUCUCCAAACUCCCCAACGCCCAGUCCUGGGUCACCACCAACAUCGUUCCAUUCUACCCACAAACCCAAAUCCACCGUAUCGCCGUUGGUAACGAAAUCAUCGCCACCGGCGACAAAAACCUCAUUGCCCACCUCGUCCCCGCCAUGAGAUCUCUUCACACCGCUCUCAAACUCGCUAACCUCACCGACAUUCAAGUCUCAACUUCUCACUCUUUGGGCAUACUCUCAGUCUCUGUACCACCCAGUUCCGGCCGGUUCCGACGCGGCUACGAUCGGGUUAUAUUUGGUCCAAUGUUAGAAUUUCACCGCCAAACGAACACACCUUUCAUGGUCUGCCCAUACCCUUAUUUUGGAUUCACCGAUAAAACUCUCGAUUACGCUUUGUUCAAGCCAAACGAUGGCAUUUUAGACGAAACCACUGGGAUCAGAUACACGAACAUGUUCGAUGCUCAAAUGGACGCGGUGUACUCAGCGAUGAAGAGGCUUGAUUACGGCGACGUGGACAUCGUGGUGGCGGAGACAGGGUGGCCGUCGGCUGGUGACCCGAACCAACCCGGCGUGAGCUUGGAGAAUGCGGUAUCGUAUAACGCCAACCUAGUGAGGCACGUGAACUCCGGCCUUGGCACGCCAUUAAUGCCUAAUAGGACUUUCGAAACCUACAUUUUCUCUCUUUUCAAUGAAGACCUCAAACCCUCGACGUCGGAGAGGAAUUUCGGACUGUUCCGACCCGAUUUCAGCGCGGUUUACGACGUGGGCAUUUUACGCACUGUGCAGAGUAUGGGUCCAACGCCCACGGCUGCUCCAUCACCGGCAUCGGAUGAGGGGAAAAAAUGGUGCGUGCCGAAAGAAGAUGCGAGUGAUCAGGCGUUGCAGUCGAACAUAGACUUCGUGUGCAGCUCAGGAGUGGAUUGUAAGCCUAUCCAAGACGGUGGGUCAUGCUUCGAUCCAAAUACCAUCCGAUCACACGCAUCCUAUGCGAUGAACGCUUACUAUCAGGCCAAUGGUCGCAACGAUUUUGACUGUGAUUUCAUCGGCACCGGAGUCAUCACCACCGGAGACCCCAGUUACGAGGAAUGUACGUAUGGGGCUUGAGAAGAACACAAACCGGGAAGAGACGGUGGCUCCAGGUUUAAGGCAAAGCCCAUAAGUAAUUAGCUAAUAGUUUUCUUUAUGUAGGGGUUUUGUGUUAAUCACUAAUCUGAGGUGGGAAGUGUUUUUUCUUGCUGGGUGGUGGUCCAUUUGCAUAACUUCAAAGCAAUAGGUUUUUGUUUGAUAUAUUGAUGAUAUGGAAUUUUUACCAGCUUAGGCACUGGUCUUUGUUCAUAUUCUCUUAUGCUGGGGUAGGUUUUGUCUGUACUUUUUAUUUCAACUUUUAGAUUGUAAUGUUGCUGCUGUCAAUUAUGGGAGUUUCUAUUUUUUCCAAGAGUAUUGUAUCUGUAGUUUCUGAUAAAUUCAGGACAUGCGUCUAUACUAUGAAAAGACAAUUGGUAGAAAUUAUCAAUUGACAUGGUAGUGGGGCUUGACAAAGUCCAGCAGGAUUGGAUUGGUACGGACAAAAUGUUUGAAUGAAUUUGAGCCAAAGUUUAAAC
Ilex paraguariensis (yerba mate) is the source of this 1994-nucleotide messenger RNA. NCBI's taxonomy places the organism in Eukaryota, Viridiplantae, Streptophyta, Magnoliopsida, Aquifoliales, Aquifoliaceae. The record is from the annotation of a GenBank genome assembly.